AUGGCCUCGCUGCUCUGCUGCAGUCCCAAGAGGGCAGCCUGUGGCCUGGUCCUCAGUGCCUGGUGUGUUGUCAUGCUGGUCUUCCUGGGCAUCUUCUUCAAUGUCCACUCUGCCAUCCUCAUCGGGGACGUCCCCUUCACCGAGAAAAAUUUUAAGGAUGGCCUCGACUGGAUUUAUCACCUCUAUGAACAAGUCAGCUACAACUGCUUCAUCGCCACCAGGCUCUACACUGUCCUGGUGGGGUUCUCCCUCUGA
This is a messenger RNA of Chroicocephalus ridibundus (black-headed gull), 255 nucleotides long. RefSeq names its product ribonuclease K (gene RNASEK). The record is from RefSeq and is a predicted model, not a curated record. The transcript has a single exon. Gene Ontology annotation, biological process: nucleic acid metabolic process. Gene Ontology annotation, molecular function: RNA endonuclease activity. Lineage: Eukaryota; Metazoa; Chordata; Aves; Charadriiformes; Laridae. The coding region runs from base 1 to 255 and encodes 84 amino acids.